AUGGGUUUCAACGAGGAGCAGCCAAUGAGCGGCCAAGGCCAAACCUCGGAUCACUCUCUUCUGCUCGGCCCCUCAACCACCUCCGCUUCCUCCUCCCACCCUCCGCUUCCCACGCCAUACCCUUCUACUGCUGCUGCUGCUGCUGGUGGUCCCAAUGGUGCCGCUGCUGCCCCCCCUCCGCCUUUCCCAUUCCCCCCGCCUCUCUCCCCCUCCGCGCCGUUCUUCCAAAUGCCUCCCCCCGCGCCUUCGUUCCUCCCGUUCUCCCUCUCCCUCCCAUUCACCUCCCUCCUCUCUCCCUCGCACCAAAUCGGCCCCAUGGGCACGCGAGUGCUCUUCUCCCGCUCGCCCACGCUCCUCCACUUCACCAUCCCUCCCCAGCACUUCUCCCUCAAAGCGCUUCCCGAAAUCAUAUUCGCCCUGUUCUGGACGGCCUUUGUGGCCUUCUGGACAUGCACAGCAGCAUCCUCUGGAGCUCCUGUCUUCUUCAUUCUCUUCUCCAUUCCCUUCUGGGCUGUCGGCAUUGGCCUGCUUGCCCACGUGCUACUGCGGCACAUCAUGGACGAAACAGUGACUGUGGACCCCGCCACGUGUCAGCUGACCAUUCGUCGAGCGGUGAACGGGCAGAAUCUACCGUACUUUGGCCUGUCCACCACGCACACUGCUCUCAUCCACGGCGCAGGAGUCAACUACACCAUGCAGGUAUUGUUUUGA
Closterium sp. Naga37s-1 is the source of this 711-nucleotide messenger RNA. Lineage: Eukaryota; Viridiplantae; Streptophyta; Zygnematophyceae; Desmidiales; Closteriaceae. The record is from the annotation of a GenBank genome assembly.